Molecule: messenger RNA, 1646 nt
Organism: Ricinus communis (castor bean)
Lineage: Eukaryota; Viridiplantae; Streptophyta; Magnoliopsida; Malpighiales; Euphorbiaceae
Product: protein IQ-DOMAIN 19
Exons: 4
Coding region: 127-1392 (421 amino acids)
Molecular function (GO): protein binding
Source: RefSeq, a predicted model, not a curated record
AUAGCCUGCGUCUUCUGCAGAGUAAUAUCAGAAAAGGAGAGAAGUCUUCAAGUAUUUGUAAAGCUACCAUUACUUGCCAAAUCCAUUUUUAUGCCCUAGAACAAGAUCUUAUAUGUUGUAGUAGAGAUGGGCAAGGCAAGCAGCUGGAUAAUGAACUUCCUGGUAGGCAAAAAGGAAGAGAAAGAGAAGAGGAAAAAUAUUACUUUCUAUGAAGAUUAUAUGAGAACACCAAAUGGAAGUAUACCAUCUACUCCGAAUUACAAGAGGAGAUGGAGCUUUGGGAAAUCAUCAGGAAGAGAGAAAGUUAAUAAAAAUUCCAAAUCUCUUGAUGCAAUCACCCCACUUAUUACACAACAUGCAGCACCAUUGGAAUGGGAAAACCGGCAAAAUAGAAACAAGACAGUGGCAGCAGUACCGGCACCAGCAGAAGCUAUAAAAAGAGUAGUGGCAACAAGAGAAGACAGAAUAAUCAGAUCAGUUGAAGAGGCAGCUGCCACCAGGAUCCAAGCUGCCUACCGUUCUUAUUUGUUUUAUGUAUUUCUGCAGGCAAGAAGAGCACUGUGUGCUUUGAGGGCAUUAGUGAAGUUACAAGCACUGGUAAGGGGUCACUUGGUGAGGAGACAAACAGCAGCUACUCUUCAGCAAAUGCAUGCAUUGAUGGCAAUACAAGUUAGAGCUCGGUGUCAAAGAAUUCAGAUGGCUAAAGAAUCAGCACAGCUUGUUGUAAGAAGCUUAUCAUCCAGGCAUGGAAAUUUCCCUCUCGACAGUGAACUGAGAGGAGCACUUAAAGAGGCUAUGGACCUAAAUGUUUAUGAAACAAAAAGAGUAUUGAAAGACGAUCAUGGUUAUUUGGAUCAUCCACAAAUGGGGAGAAGAGAGCACGGAAAAACCAAAUACUACUCUGGAGAAAUAUACAUCUCAAAGCGAAAGGACCAAUACGAAGAGUUUUCCUUCCCCACAGUACCGAAUAGUCCUGAAAAUUAUUCCCCAUCUCCCGUGGCAAUACGAGGAAGAGCCUCUUUUACCUAUCAGAAGCCAGAUUAUAUGCAACCCAUCUGUCAUCCAAAUUAUAUGGCCAACACGGAAUCUUCAAGGGCUAAAGUCAGGUCACAAAGUGAACCGAAACAGAGACCCAAAGGGAGUAUGAGACCAGAAGGAAAGGGAACAGCUCCGAUGAAUGGAAGCAAUGCCCAACAAGAUGGUCGGCUACAAGGCUCCUCCUCUUACUCAAUGUCGUUAGCUUAUGAAAACCGAGACCCCUGGCUUACCAAGGUCUUCCAAUCAAGCAGGCAUGAGGAUUGCGAAUAUGAUGCCAAGAGCAAAGCUCGCUCUAGUUACUCCAACUGCAACAAACUUCUUGCCGCAUGCGAGCCCCACCUGUACCUGUAUUAAGUGAUCAUCUUAAUCCUGAGGACCUUUAAGCCAACAGAAGAGCAUAUGGAAGGAAGUACUGAAUUCAAAUUCUAAUUUCUUCCAAAAUCUUAGAAAUUGAAUAAAAAAUUUCUUCCACAUAAAUUGGUAGCGAUGAUGCUAUCAAAGAAAGAUGCCAAGGGCGCAUCAAAUUUUGAACUUUAUGGUGCUAGUGUCUUUGUAAAUUUAUAAUAUCAUCAUCCGUUUGCACGAUGGCGAUGCAAAGGAAUUCCGAA